UUUGUGUUCUGUGGGUAUUUCAAUCAAAUCGGUGCUUCCAAUAUAACCUCUAAUUUCCACACUUUUCAGCAGGUGAAACAUUCCAAAUAUAAACAAUGGAUAUUUCAAAUUUACUUGACGAAUAUUUUCUUUCCAUCGAAAACAAUAAAGAUAUUGAAGGUGGAAAGCAUCCCAACGCAUUAAAAUUAAUUGAACAAUGUGAUAUGAAUUUUGGGGACUUGGUGGGUGAUGUAGAUAUCCUUAUAGAUAACACUAAAUCAAAGGAGUUUUUCUCCAGUUUACCACUAGAAAAAAGAAUUAGAAUUUUUAAAAUGGGUAUAUCCUGUUUUGUGCAUUUCGUUCAAAUAAAUUUUACUGGACCUGAAACCACACAACUUUUAAAGGUUGAUAUUAGCUCAGCGAAUGAGAAUAUUAUUCUAGGCCAUGAAGAAGUAAAUCCAAAUACUAGGCAUUUAUAUUUACUUUAUAUUUCUAAAACUAUUUUUGAGAAUUGUUUGGUAGAAAAUAUUGUGAAUUUAUUAUGGACCUUGAGAUGUAUGAUUAUACACCAGCAGAUCAUAGAAGAGCCAAGUCCAGCUCUUUUAUCACAAGCAAAUGAUUUAAAAAUUCAAUUUGAAGCAUUUGAGCUACCAGAUUAUAUAAGAGCAAAGUUUGAUCUAGAAUUCGCACAAUUUUACUUAUUACUCCGACAUAUAAAUAAAGCAAAUCAACACUUGGAUUCUGCAGAAAAUAAACUAGGAAUAAGAUACAACUUUGGUGGAAAAUUAGGAAAGAGGACCAGAUACCAAAUAAAAGAUUUGGCUCAAAUGACUCUUGAAGUAACAUUAGAUAAUCCUGAAAUGAAACGUCCACCAGUUCAUGAUUUUGAAGUACCAAAAGACAUUCCUCUGAAAGAUGAUGUUAGACUGGAUCAAAUACAAUUUUCAGAACCACAAGAAUCUGUAACCAAUUUUCCCAAUACAGAACAGAAGUUUCUUUUAACUAGAGUGCAGGAAAUGAUAAUUGCAAAACCUAAAACUGAGUUAAUUAGAGAAGAAAUUCUACCAUUUCUUGAUUUUAUUUUAAACCAGAAGAAUACUUGGAGUGUAAGAGUUGCAUCUCUAAUGCUUCGUUGCAAAUAUGAAAACUCUGUUAGAACAAUUAGCAGAAAAAUAACACAAUGUGAAGAAAUUUUACAAAGUUAUGACAAGCCUGCACCACAUGUUUUGAACAGAUUUGCAGAUGUCUUUAGUACAGGUUUGAAACCAAAAUGGAAAACACGUUCAGAUUAUGCUGAAGCAUUACUGUCAAUGGGACUUGUAAAGGAUGCCUUAAAUAUUUAUUUGGAUAUCAAAGAUUGGGAAUCUGUGAUAGUAUGCUACACUUUAUUAAAGUUGAGACAUAAAGCUGCAGAAGUAAUUGAAGAACAACUAAACAUAAAGGAAACGCCCAAAUUGUGGUGUCUAUUAGGUGAUGCUACAGACUCUGUUCAUUGUUACGAAAAAGCUUGGGAGCUAUCAAAAGGAAAGAGUCACAUGGCUCAAAGACAUUGGGGGUAUUACCUUUUUGAACGAAAGGAAUACCAAGAAUGUAUACCCCAUUUUGAGCAGUCGGUGGCUAUAAACCCUCUUCAAGCGGCAGUUUGGUUGAGACUUGGUUACUCAGCUCUAAUAACAAAAAAUUGGCAAUUGGCUGCGACAGCUUACAUAAGAUACACACACUUGGAACCGGAAGGAUUUCUGGCUUGGAACAAUCUGGCUCAAGCUUACAUCAAACUAGGACGCAUGAAAGAGGCUCACAACGCUCUGAACGAAGCUCUGAAAUACAAUUUCGACAACUGGCAAAUCUGGGAGAAUUACUUGUUAGUAAGUUGCGAUAUAGGCAACUAUCAAAAUGUCAUUCAAGCUUACCAUAGGAUUUUAGAUUUUGACAAAAAAUAUGUGAAUCUAGCCGCAUUGAUUAUGCUUACUGAACUGAGUUCUAAAGAUGAUUCCGAUGAGAAUGUUAUAAAACAAACAAGAGAAUUAUUCGGAAGAAUAACUUCGGUAGAUACUGGUAAUAGUUUAGUUUGGGAAUUGUACGCUAAUAUUUCACCACUUGGACGAAUUAAAGCUGAACGUUACCAAAAGGCCUACAGAUAUGCAACUCAACAACGUGGGUGGGAAAAAAAUGUUAAGUCUUGUUUAGAUGUGUUGACUUUGUGUUCUAAAAUGCGUAGCUUUAUGCAGAUCGAUGAUAUAGAUUUGCCUGUAGAUUUGUUGUGUUCUAUGAGACUUAAUAUUAGAUCUGCUUUAGCUGCAGCAAAAAAAAAUGAAAAUGAAGAUGUCCAAACUUUUUUGAGUAAGCUUGUUGCUGAAACCUGAAAUAUAUUUUGAUUUUCGAUAUCUGGCUGUAUCGAAAAAUUGUAAAAAGCAAUUUUAUUAAUAGAACAUGUACAUCUAUAGAAAACUAUCAAAAUAAAUUAUUUUCAAUAU
Molecule: messenger RNA, 2453 nt
Organism: Harmonia axyridis
Lineage: Eukaryota; Metazoa; Arthropoda; Insecta; Coleoptera; Coccinellidae
Product: tetratricopeptide repeat protein 27-like
Exons: 3
Coding region: 96-2342 (748 amino acids)
Molecular function (GO): protein binding
Source: RefSeq, a predicted model, not a curated record